Messenger RNA from Solea solea (common sole), 2387 nucleotides. Its product is annotated as keratin, type II cytoskeletal 8-like. Gene Ontology annotation, molecular function: structural constituent of skin epidermis. Gene Ontology annotation, biological process: intermediate filament organization; keratinization. The coding region runs from base 29 to 1807 and encodes 592 amino acids. The transcript is spliced from 9 exons. The record is from RefSeq and is a predicted model, not a curated record. Gene Ontology annotation, cellular component: keratin filament. NCBI's taxonomy places the organism in Eukaryota, Metazoa, Chordata, Actinopteri, Pleuronectiformes, Soleidae.
CUUCCUCUGCUCCCCUUAUACUUAAAUCAUGGCAUCCACCUUCCGUACUGGAAGUACUCGUUUGUCUGGCAGCCGUAAAGGAGGGCAAUCAGUAGGGCAAUCAUUUUCCUCAAGGUCCUAUUCUAGUGGCUCAUGUGGCACCGCACGUGCUUCAGGGGGUCCAGUGUCUAGGGGAAGUAUGUAUAGUUUUUCCAUGAGUGGCGGGGGCGGCAGUGGCGGUGGCGGUGGCGGUAGUAGCUUCGGCAGUGGUUUUGGAUCUGGAGGUUAUGGUUUGGGUGGAGGUUAUGGUGGUGGUGGCGGUGGCGGUGGAGGUUAUGGUGGUGGUGGCGGUGGAUCUUUUUGUAGCGGUGGAGGUUUUGGUGGUCGUGGUAGCGCUGGAGGUUUCGGUGGUGGUGGCGGUGGAGGUUUUGGGGGUGGAUGUGUCCCAAUCACAGCAGUCACAGUCAACCAGAGCCUACUGGCCCCCCUGAACCUUGAGAUCGACCCCAACAUUCAGACUGUCCGAACCCAGGAGAAAGAACAGAUCAAGACUCUGAACAACCGCUUUGUGAGCUUCAUUGACAAGGUUCGUUUCCUGGAGCAGCAGAACAAAAUGCUGGAGACCAAAUGGAGUCUGCUGCAGGACCAGACCACCAGCCGCUCAAACAUUGACGCCAUGUUUGAGGCCUACAUCGCCAACCUGCGCAGACAGCUGGAUGGACUUGGCAAUGAGAAGGUGAAGUUAGAGGGAGAGCUGAGAAACAUGCAAGGACUGGUCGAAGACUUCAAGAACAAAUAUGAAGAUGAAAUCAACAAGCGUGCUAGUGUGGAGAAUGAAUUUGUCCUCCUCAAGAAGGAUGUAGAUGGUGCCUACAUGAACAAAGUCGAGCUGGAAGCCAAAGUCGAUUCCCUUCAAGAUGAGAUUAACUUCCUCAGAAGUGUCUAUGAGGCUGAGCUGCGUGAGCUUCAAGGCCAGAUCAAGGACACAUCUGUCAUUGUGGAGAUGGAUAACAGCCGCAACCUGGACAUGGAUGCGAUUGUGGCAGAAGUCAGGAGUCAAUAUGAAGACAUUGCCAAUCGCAACCGUGCAGACACAGAGGCGUGGUAUAAACAAAGGGUCACAGAGAUGCAGUCCACAGCAAAUCAGUCUGGAGAUAGCCUUCGCCAGACAAAGAGCGAUAUUGCUGAACUCAACCGUAUGAUUAGCCGCCUCCAGAAUGAAAUUGAGGCAGUCAAAGCACAGCAUGUAAACCUGGAGGCUCAGAUUGCUGAGGCUGAGGAGCGUGGAGAGCUGGCUGUGAAGGAUGCCAAGGCCCGCAUGAGAGACCUGGAAGAAGCCCUGCAGAGAGCCAAACAAGACAUGGCCCGCCAGGUCCGUGAAUACCAGGAGCUCAUGAAUGUCAAGUUGGCUCUGGACAUCGAGAUUGCCACCUACAGGAAACUUCUGGAAGGAGAAGAAUCCAGAAUUGGCAGUGGUGGCGGAGAGGCAAUCAUCCACAUACAGUCCUCAACCACCAAUUAUGGUGCUAGCAGUGGAGGCGGCGGCGGCUAUGGAGGCGGCAUGGGAGGCGGCUUUGGCUGCGGCGGCGGCUUUGGCGGCAGCGGAUUUGGUGGUGGCAUGGGAGGCGGCGGCGGCGGCAGCUAUGGCGGCGGCGGUAGCAGCGGCGGCUAUGGCGGCGGUAGCAGCGGCGGCUAUGGCGGCGGUAGCAGCGGCGGCUAUGGCGGCGGUAGCAGCGGCUGCUAUGGCGGCGGUAGCAGCGGCGGCGGCUAUGGCGGUGGUAGCAGCAGCAGCAUGAUCAGCUCAAGGACCUCCAUUAGCCGCCAUUAAAACCAACCACUGUCUUCUCUCCUCAUUUCGUUCGCUUCCUCAUGUAUGCUUUAAACCAUUUCCACAAAGCUCUGCACCGCUUUACCUGCAGACACUGAGCAGCCUUAGUUGUGAGUCAGUUCUCUUCUUUCAUCAGUCAGCCAGGUUGACUUUUGGUUUGCUGGAUGUGCUCUUGUGUAGACAAGGAGGAUGUUUGUAGUGUCAUGACAAAACCUUUGUUUUUCAUUAGGCAAGAGUCAUUCCACACAAAAUGACAACUGCAGUACAGAGAUGUGCACAGUAACAUAUGUGGAUGAUGUGCUCUGUCUUGGACUCACAAAGCUUUCAGUGCAUGCCACCAUAUACUAUUCUCUUGAGACUCCUCUGUUGUCACACAUCUGUCAUAUUCUUUCAACAAAAGUAACCACAUAUAACACUUUAAUAUUUGAGUUUUGGGAUGCUCUCAUAGAAACGGUGUUUACGCCUUUAAUUUCACUUUCGCUCUGAAUAAAAGUAAAGUUUAGGCUGACUGUGGUAACCAGAUUUAUUGUGAAAUUGUACCAUCAAAAUAUUUGGAAUAAAUCUGUGUUCAUAUUUGGCA